Molecule: messenger RNA, 3011 nt
Organism: Mugil cephalus (flathead mullet)
Lineage: Eukaryota; Metazoa; Chordata; Actinopteri; Mugiliformes; Mugilidae
Product: matrilin-2-like
Exons: 15
Coding region: 192-2801 (869 amino acids)
Molecular function (GO): calcium ion binding
Source: RefSeq, a predicted model, not a curated record
CACAGAUUCAGAAGGACAGAGCUCUGGGAUACAUCCACGUUGACAACAGCGAGUUGUAAGAGCGACUGAUCUCUCCUGCCUCUGUGUUGACUCAGUGUUGGGAUUUCUUGAGGAACUUUAUUUCCUGUAAUUGAGCUUGCUUUUGAAAAUAAGCCUUUCUCUUUAAGCUGCAGUUGUCGUCUCUCAUCAGAAUGAGGUCCCUGGCCUUUGGCCUCUUCUGCCUGUUGUGCUGUAACGCAGUACGACUGGACAGACGCCGUCCCAGACCCAUCCUAGCCAGAGGGAAAAAUGAGACAAAUGUCCAAACCAAAGCAGUGGAGACCACUUGUAAAGCCAUCCCGCUGGAUUUCGUCUUUGUCAUCGACAGCUCCAGAAGCAUCCGUCCCAACGACUACGAGAAGGUCAAAACCUUCAUCGUCAACCUGCUUCAGUUCCUUGAGAUUGGUCGUGAUGCGACGCGUGUUGGUCUCCUCCAGUAUGGCAGCGUGGUGCAGCCCGAGUUCUCCCUCAACACCUACACCACCAAGGCUGAGGUGGAGCAGGCAGUGAGGAAUAUGUCGCACCUCGCCACAGGGACCAUGACCGGUCUGGCCAUCGAGUACACCAUGGAGACAGCCUUCACUGAGGAACACGGAGCCCGACCGGCAGACCUCCACAUCCCGCGAAUUGCUAUGGUUGUGACCGACGGGAGACCUCAGGACACGGUGGAGGAGAUUGCAGCUCAGGCGCGGCAGGCUGGCAUCCAGAUCUUUGCUAUUGGAGUGGGUAGGGUGGAUAUGAACACCCUGAAGGCCAUAGGGAGUGAGCCCCACUCUGAGCAUGUGCACCUCGUGGCCAACUUCAGUCAGAUAGAAACCCUGAUCUCUGUGUUCCAGUCCAAACUCUGCGGAGGUUCAGAGAUGUGCGAGGUGGUGGAUCAUCAGUGUCAGCACAUCUGUGUUAGCAGCCCUGCGUCGUACAGGUGCAAGUGCAGGAAGGGAUUCACCCUGAACUCCGAUGGCAAGACAUGUAAAGAGAUCGAUCACUGUGCUGACGGCAGCCACGGCUGUGAACAGGAGUUCAUGAACACAGAAGACUCCUGUGUGUGUAAAUGUAGAAAAGGAUUCACUCUCGGACCAGACGGGAAAACAUGCAAGCCCGAGGACACGUGUGCUGUGGUGGAUCACGGCUGCCAGCACAUCUGUGCCAACCUGCCUGAUGGCUACGAGUGCCGCUGCCGUCCAGGAUAUGAACUCACCAUUGACUUGAAGACAUGCAACAAAAUAGACUACUGUGACCUGGGAAACCAUGGCUGUGAGCACAACUGUGUCAGCGUUCCAGAGUCCUACAUCUGCAGGUGUAAGAAGGGCUACAUCCUCAAUCAGGACGGCAAGACCUGCAGCCAGAUAGAUCACUGUGCUGACGGCAGUCACGGUUGUGAACAGGAGUUUAUGAACACAGAAAGCUCCUGUGUGUGUAAAUGCAGAGAGGGAUACACUCUAAGGCCGGACGGGAAAACAUGCAAGCCGAUUGAUCACUGUGCUAAAGGCGCUCACGGGUGUGAGCAGGAGUUUAUGAACACAGAAGACAGCUGUGUGUGUAAAUGCAGAGAAGGAUACACACUCAGGCCAGAUGGGAAAACAUGCAAGCCGAUUGAUCACUGCGCUAAUGGCGCUCACGGCUGUGAGCAGGAGUUUAUGAACACAGAGGACAGCUGUGUGUGUAAAUGCAGAAAAGGAUACACACUCAGACCUGAUGGGAAAACAUGCAAAAAGUUAGACCAUUGUGCCGAUGGGAAACAUGGCUGUGAGCAGGAGUUUGCGAGCACGGAAGAUUCGUGUGUGUGUAAAUGCAGGAAAGGAUUCACGCUGAGGCCUGACAGAAAAACAUGCCAGAGUCUGGAUCUAUGUCAGACGGUGGACCAUGGCUGUGAGCAUCAGUGUGUCAGCACCACAGACUCCUACAUCUGCAAAUGUUUUGAAGGCUUCGUGCUGGCAGAGGACGGGAAAAGCUGCAAAAGUAUGAUCUCAGGCUACUUUGACACAGACUCCUUCUGGUCAGACUUAAAGAUAAACUGCAUGAAACGUGUAUUCUUAAUGUUUCCGACAGAGCCUGAGUGUGGCGACGGAGUCAUGGAUCUCGUUUUUGUGAUCGACGGCUCCAAGAGCCUUGGCCCCGCCAACUUUGAGCUGGUUAAGCAGUUUGUAAACGGUAUCGUGGACUCUCUCGACAUCUCCAGGACAGGCACGCACGUGGGCCUCCUUCAGUACUCCACCAAGGUGCGCACAGAGUUCACCUUGGGCCAGUACGCCUCAGCGCGGGACAUCAAACGGGCCGUGGCUCGUAUGCAGUACAUGGGGAGAGGCUCCAUGACCGGCUCGGCCCUACGUCACAUGCAUGAGCUCAGCUUUUCAGCCAAAGAGGGAGCCAGGCCAAACGUCCCGCGUGUCAGCAUCGUGUUCACCGAUGGCAGAUCACAGGACGAUGUUUCCGAAUGGGCCACUAAGGCAAAGAACUCUGGGGUCACAAUAUAUGCACUGGGUGUCGGUAAAGCCAUUGAACAGGAGCUGAGAGAAAUAGCGUCGGAGCCUGAUGAGAAGCAUCUGUAUUACGCUGAGGAUUUUGAAAAAAUGGGGGAAAUUACAAACAAACUGAAGUCAAGGAUAUGUAAAGAUAAACCGUCUGAUGAAAGCGCGUGCCAGUGUGAGAACCUGAUAGCCUUUCAGAACCAAGUCAGUGAGAAGCUGAAGGACCUGGUUCAGAAUAUUGAAUCCAUGACGAAGAGGCUCGAGACUCUCGAGAAUCAACUUGUGCACAAAUGAACGCCUGAGACUCAUCCGUCGCUCCUCUGACCCGCGGCGUGGCGUUCAGGAGGGGGGGGGGCCCUUUAAUCCUGCUCGAUAAGCUAAGCUGAGACAUAUGUUAAAUGGAAGAUAUUUAUACACUUUUCUAACAACAUUUUUGUUUAAAAUGUUCAAGACCAUGCGAGUAACUUUGUACAGCAGACUGACAAUUAAACAUUUUAUACUUCA